Molecule: messenger RNA, 2202 nt
Organism: Equus quagga
Lineage: Eukaryota; Metazoa; Chordata; Mammalia; Perissodactyla; Equidae
Product: disintegrin and metalloproteinase domain-containing protein 18-like
Exons: 18
Coding region: 1-2202 (733 amino acids)
Biological process (GO): binding of sperm to zona pellucida; cell adhesion; proteolysis
Cellular component (GO): plasma membrane
Molecular function (GO): metalloendopeptidase activity
Source: RefSeq, a predicted model, not a curated record
AUGGGUAUCCAACCAUUAAAUUUAGAAGUCACAGCGUUUGCAACACCUUUUGCAAAUAUAUGCAUUUCGUCUCUUUGGAUGCUGCACAUUACCUAUGCCAACCCAGCUUUUCCCUUAUCCCUCGAGCUCUUUCCCACUCCGCCACCUCCACCCUCCCGCUCACGUCGCGCAUUUCCAACGCUCAGCGGCCGCCCGCGCGGCUCCGCCUUCAGUUGCCUCAACGCCUCAACUGCUGCCGUUCUGCCAGCCUGGCUCCAAGACAGCGGAGCCAUGUUCCUUCUUGCGGUCCUUCUCACCGGAAUUGGCGGGCUGCACGCAGGCCCUGUUUCUGUUGUUUAUUCUUAUGACAAAGAUGAUACCCAACGUUCUAAGCCUUUGUUAGCUCAGAUGGAUUGCAAUUACCAUGGAUAUGUUGCAGGUUUUCCAAAUUCUCUUGUGUCUCUCAACACUUGUUCAGGACUCAGGGGAACAUUGCAGAUUAAAAACAUCUCAUAUGGAAUCGAACCAGUGGAGGCUAUAUCAGGAUUCGUGCACAUGAUUUAUAAGGAAAAAAAUGAUAACGCUAAUAUUCGUCUCUUAGGAGAAGAUGAAACUUAUAGCCGUAAUUCAGAGUUUCAAGUCAGAGAAGGUUCAAAAUCAUUCCCUCGAUAUCUUGAAAUGUAUAUUGUUGUGGAUAAAAAUCUGAUGCUUACCCAAUUAAAAACGACUGUUGUAAUAUCUUCCAUAGAAAUCUGGUCAAAUAAAAACAAAAUUUCUACUACAGGGACUCCUAAUAAUAUAUUAUCUAGAUUUUUAAACUGGAAAAGCACACAUCUCUUCCAACCUUACCAUACUGCAUACUUAUUUGCCUACAAGAAACAGCCUAGUUUUAUAGGAGCCACAUUUCCUAGAAAGAUAUGUGACAAGAAUUAUGCUGCAGGAGUUGUCCUGUACCCAGAUGCAAUAACUUUGGAGGGUUUUUCAGUUAUUAUAGCUCAACUACUUGGCCUUAAAAUAGGAUUAACAUACAAUGACAACAAUAAGUGUUCUUGUCUAAGAGCUACAUGCAUCAUGAAUCCUGAAGCAGUGGGUUCCAGUGGUAUAAAGAUUUUUAGCAACUGUAGCAUGCAUGACUAUAGAUAUUUUGUUUCAAAAUCUGAGGCUAAAUGUCUUCAGAACUUUUCAAAUUUGCAACCAUUAUACCAAAAUCAAUCAGUGUGUGGUAAUGGGAUUUUGGAACCUAAUGAAGAAUGUGACUGUGGCAGCGAAGAGGAAUGUCAAUUUAAGAAGUGCUGUGAUUAUAGCACAUGUAAACUGAAAGGGUCAGUAAAAUGUGGCUCUGGACCAUGCUGUACAUCAAAAUGUGAGAUAUCAGUAGCCGGCACUCCAUGUAGAAAAAGUAUUGAUCAAGAGUGUGAUUUUACAGAGUACUGCAAUGGAACUUCUAGUAAUUGUGUUCCUGAUACUUAUGCAUUGAAUGGCCAGUUGUGCAGGUUUGGAACUGCAUAUUGUUAUAAUGGACAAUGCCAGACUACUGAUAACCAGUGUGCCCAGAUAUUUGGAAAAGGUGCUCAAGGUGCUCCAUUUGCCUGUUUUGAAGAAAUUAAUUCUCUGCGUGAUAGAUUUGGAAACAGUGGUUUUAAAAAUUCACAACCAUUACCUUGUGAACAGAAGGAUGUUCUCUGUGGAAAAUUAGCUUGUGUUUGGCCAGAUAAGAAUACAUAUAAAAGUGCUGUUCAGUCUGCAGUUUAUUCAUAUAUACCAGGGCAUGUAUGCAUAUCCGUAGCUACUGGGUCUUCAGUGAGAUCAGAUGGAAGAGAUUAUGUCUAUGUGGCUGAUGGCACUGUGUGUGGUGCACAAAUGUAUUGUGUAAAUAAAACCUGCAAAGGAGUUCAUUUAAUGGGAUAUAACUGCAAUGCCACUACAAAAUGCAAAGGGAAUGGGAUAUGUAAUAAUUUGGGUAAUUGUCAUUGCUUUCCUGGUUAUAAGCCUCCAGAUUGUGAAUUUCAGAUUGAUUCACCAGGGGGAAGUAUUGAUGAUGGAAAUGUUCAGAAAUCUGGUGACUUUUUUAUUAAAAAAGGCUAUGAUACACAUCGGAACAACUGGCUUGUUCUGAGUUUCUACAUUGUUCUGCCCUUUUUCACAAUUUUCACCAUUAUGAUCAUGAAACGAAAUGAAAUGAGGAAAUCACGCAACAGAGAAAAUACAGAAUAUGAGGGGUAA